GAACGAUUUUCCCCAAGAUUUUCCCUGAUCAGCGAUCAGUCCGCGAGAGUGCGUCGUCGAGCGAGGAGGCCCCAAGAACCCAAAAAUAAUAAAAUAUAUAUAAAGACGGAAAACCGGGAAUAGUGUGUGUGUGUGUGUGUGUUAUUGUGUGUGUGUGCGUAUAGCCAAGUGAAAGUGUGCAAGUUAUUUAUAGAGCGCUUGCACAUAUAGACGCACAUACAAAGCGUAUAUGCUUUAUCGAGAAAAGUUCACAUACACACAUCGUUGAUCAUAGUAUAUAGAGGCAGAGGCAGAGGCAGUUGCAUCAACGAAACUCGACAGAAUGACGGACGUGCCGGAGCCCGUGCGCAAGUGCGCCACUUUGUUGAAGGGCACACGCAGCGAUACUGAAAAGUUUGCGGCCCUGUUCAUGGUCACGAAGCUGAUGAAGGGCAAGGACUGCAAUACGGCGGGCAAGCAGCUGCUCUUCGAGGCAAUUGGAUUUCCGUUUCUGCGCAAGCUGCUCGUCUCCAAGGAGCUGCCCAGCGAUUGCCCUCCACUCGUCUACAAGAGUGUCGCCCUAUCGAUUUUGACUGGCUUCUGCCAGGAGGAGGAACUGGCCACGCACAAGGAUAUUAUCGGUGCCAUACCCACACUGCUUGAGAUUGUGGAGCAGGCUGAUGACGAGGACUACGAGGAUAAUCUGAUUGUGGUGAGCGAGUCGUACAGUUGCCUCAAGAGCAUUGCCAGCUAUGAGCCGGGUCAGCAGGCACUCCUGGCGACCGGAGCCAUACCGAAGAUGUCGCAAAUCUAUUCGGCGCAGAGUUUCCAAACGGAUGAGGCUCUACAUCUGAUUGUGCUGUUGGUGAAGAAGUUUGGCGUGGCCUCUUGGCCGGAAGAUCCCACAGCCUUCCAUGCGCUCAUCCAGCGCAUUGCCCUCGACAUGGAAACUGAUCACACGGAACGCAAAUACGAACUGUGUCGCAUUCUCGCCGAUAUCCUGGUCACCUGUAGGCGCGAGAUUGUGGUCAACUCGCUGGAGGGCCAAAUCUGGCCGGAGAGCCUCUUCAAGGGCUGCGGCGACAUACUGAAGGCCAAGAUUGGGCCCAAACAGCGUGAUCCGGCACUGCAUUUGAUUGCCAACACGCUGCAGGUGCUCGGCAUGCAGUGGGUCUUCAUGGACGAGCAGAAGCAGUUCUUCCUUAUGCUGCUCCAGCUGGCGGCCAUCGAGGUGCGCAUGCAGAUGGACGAGAAGAAGCUGGAGACGACCUUCAAGCAGGCAGACUUGCUCACCUGCUGCUUUGUCAUACUCGAACAGUGUAUCGAGUAUAUGGCCACCGAUCAGUUGGAUCUGGAACCGAAGGAGAAGCAGACCACGUACACGGCGCUCAAGGGUGCGUUCAAUCAGGUGCUCGCUGUGCUGACUCGUGUCAGCCAGGACAAGAUCAAGGACAAUGGCACUGCACGCGAUAAGUCCUUCAUCGUUGCCCAGGUGCGCAUCCUUUCCGCCUGGCUGGCACAGGAGACGACAGCCAUGCGUCCGGCAAUCUACAAGCUGUUGCCCUUCAUGCUCAAGAUUGGCAACGAUAGCUUCCACGAGUUGAAGACUUGGCGUGCCGGGUCCCGUGAGGGUGCUCGUCCAGUGGAUGUGUUGCGUGUGAUGAUGCCUGCCCUAUGCCACUUUGCCGUGGAGGAUGAGGGACGCCGGGUGCUCUUCACGCAUAAGCAGGACGAGGUGCUGCUGGAGUCCAUUGAGCUGUACUUCAGCAUUGCCCACUGGAAGCGUCCGCCCAUCCCACGUGCGGAGCGACUGAAGCGCAUGAAUGAACCGGAUCCAGUACCGACUCCAGAGCAGCAGGCGGAAAUGAAGGAGGCACGUGCAGCAAUUGUUGCCCUGUGCAACAUUCUGAUGAAUUUUACGGUGCUGGAACCCAAACGUGCCGAGGAUGCGCCCACUUUUGUCAAUCUGCUCAAGUUUGUGGUGGAGAAUCUGCCCGAGCUGAAAGAUACGCCCGAUAACCUGGUCAUUCAUGGCAAUCUGUCUGUGCUGGGCCUGCUGCUGCUCAAGCAGCAGUCCAAGAAGGUCAAGCAGAACGAUUUCUCCAUUUGCCGUUACAUUCAGGCGACAAUUCGAUUCCUCUGGGAUGCCUACAACAUCGAUGAGAGCAACGAUCCCACGGCUCUGGUUGUCUCGAUUGCCUACAAGGGCUUCUGGUCGGACAUCUCUGAAUUGUGGUUCCUCGGCAUGCAGACCAUGUGCGGCGUUCUGCCCCUGGUACCGUGGAUAUCCGAAUUCGCUCUCGAAUCCGGCUGGGCCGAGGGCAUUGUGAAGACACUCAAGAAGGUGAAGAUCGGUACACUCCCAGCGAAUGUGAAGUCGGCAUAUGAGGAUUUCUUGUCCCAGCUGGUGGACAUCAAUGCCGAUGUUGUCGCUGUGCUGAAGAAGAAUGAUGCUUUGCGCGUCUGCCGCAAUCACAGGAUGAUGGAUCUGGGCAAGAAGCUCUUUGGCGAUUAGAACUACUACAGCUAUAGAGAUUUAUACUUUAGGAAACGUUUCCUCAACUAUUUUUGUAUGAGCUUUUGUUUUUUUAUAUAUAUAUUAUACAUACAUACAUUUUAUUCGGUGUAUUCUCUCUCUCUCUCUCUCUCUCUCUGUCUCUCAUUCUCUCUCAAUAAUGAUCUGUCACUUUCUAUUUGCGUGUGUGUGUGUGCUUGUGUGUGUUGGCGUGAUGUCACGCAUUUUAUUUGAUAUACCACAAAAUGUGCUUGCCGAAAAUGAAGCAAACUGGAACUACUUAUUUUGAAUGCACUUUCAUGCCGUACUCACAACUAUUUUAAUAAUUUAAAAUCACUUAAGAUGAAAAUAAAUGUGAAGCAAUACAAAUAAGAUGACUAAAAACGAGAAUUACAAUAAAUUUCACUUUCAAAACAA
Messenger RNA from Drosophila grimshawi, 2911 nucleotides. RefSeq names its product neurochondrin homolog (gene Neurochondrin). Gene Ontology annotation, biological process: neuron projection development; regulation of neuronal synaptic plasticity. Bases 323 to 2494 code for a protein of 723 amino acids. The record is from RefSeq and is a predicted model, not a curated record. The transcript has a single exon. Gene Ontology annotation, cellular component: dendrite. NCBI's taxonomy places the organism in Eukaryota, Metazoa, Arthropoda, Insecta, Diptera, Drosophilidae.